AUGAUCUUCCGAAAGGCUUGCAUUUGGCUACUAAAGCUAUUCGAGAUUGUGCGCGGUGCUGGCGUUGGUGAACACUUGACAAUGCUGGCCCGCACGAGCGUUCCAUGGGAAUUGAAACCCUAUUAUCCGGAAUUGAAAGCUGGCACUUUCUUUCCAGAUGCAUUCUACAGCUGUGCGGCUAAUGAUGAUUGGAAAAAGUUUGCUGAGUGGACACAUUGGCCACCUUUCUUAGUGUUAGGAGCUAAAAUGUGGCGAGAAAAAUAUGGCACAAAUCGAAAUUGUGAGAAUGCGUUACGUUUGAGGGCAUUUCUGACCGGAAUUUUUGUUCAUCAGGUUACAGAUGUAUCGUGGCACUCGCUGGUAAAGGGUUAUCGAAGUCAUGGCCUUGUCAAGGCGUUAGCGGAACUUGAGUUCAACGGAGACUAUCAAAAUGCACACGAUUUCGUAGAUUCGAUGGGCGACUUGCUGAUUUUAGGCCAGGUUAUAAGGGAUACUAGUGACAACUGGCCAUUUUACACCGAUCAAGACUGGCAGCUUCCGCUCGAGGAUGACCUACUCGAACUUGUACGAAGGUCUGGUGUCGACGAUCUACACUUUUGGGAGAUUCAAGCAUGCGUCAAACGUGGUUCUGUGGCUCUUUCAAGCGAAGUUCUUUCACUCCUCAGACGCCGCAAAGAAGUCUUAGAGGUCGCAUAUAAUAUCUCACCGAGAGCAAGGGAGCUAAUCCAGGGUCACUGGUUAGGAGGUGAACCAAAUUUGGUCGCAAUGGUGAACAAAUGUCUCCCCACUUUCUUCACUCUUUUUGAUCAAAAAUCAACUGUUUUCAGCGACUCAGAACUCGAAACACUUAUUGAGCUAUGUGGAAAUCUACCUUCCGGUAAGGCUGCUACAGACGGCACAAAUCCGGUGACAUUACUCAAAAGAGAUAUUGAUGAUCAGCUUUUUGUCUCCCCAUUAAAGCCACUGUCUUUGUUCGGGCUUGAUAUCGCCGUUGGAAGGUUUCGAAAUGACGAAGUUUCCUUAGCCAUAAGUGCGCCACUUGAAGAGGGAGAAGGAUCGGUUUAUGUCAUCCCGUGGGCGGAGCUAAUGAGCUAUGAUACCUUUGAGACCGAGAAACCUAUCGCAUCGGCGUAUGGGUCUAGCGUUCACAAGCUCACCGCAAAUGGUUUGGACUACUUGGUUGUUUCUGCAAGUGGAGAAAACACAAUUUAUUUUUAUCUGAGUGGUAGAAAGGUCUUAUCCAUAGCGGACACAGGUAGUUGGGAGCGUCAUCAAUUGGUAGUGUCCUCUGUGGAUGAUAUAGAUGGAGAUGGAGUUUCUGAUUUGGUAUUGUCUGGUCCUCAUUACGGGUACAAUGAGACUGGUGUUGUUUUUAUAGUUGACGGAGGUGAGCUAAGUGCAUUGGUUGAAGAUCCUUCUAUAGAAUUUGUUGAAAUGCACUCACUUAGCACCAUAUGCCUGAAAGCACCGCUGUCAAAAGCUUUUCAGCAUUUUGGCUCACAAGUAUCGUGGUCAAAGCUGGACAAGAAGAAUGGCAUGCUUUACGUCGCAAGCCAGGGGCUGGGUGUUGUAUUUGUUUACCCAUUGAAGAGCCUACAUCAGAAUGCUCUCCCAAUGUUUACCAUCAUUGAAGAAAACAUCAUUCGUUCCGAGGAGGAUGUCCCAUUUGAACUUGAGAUGAGGAAGUCGAGUAUACACGGAAUGUUCGGAAAAGAAAUGCAUAGCUGGGCUAUAGGAGAUACGGGCUACAUUGCAAUAUCUCAACACUUACAAAACAAGGUUUACCUAUACAAAGAGCACGAAGGGUUUGUGGAGUACUACGCAACUCUCAUAUUGGAUAUAUCAGUCGAUACACACACUGUGAUUGCCACCAUUGGUUUUGGUUCGUCCAUUGCUUAUGAUCAUACAUCUGACAAACUAUACCUAUCAUCGCCUGGGUUUUUUGAUGGCACUGGUGCUAUUUGGGGCAUUUCAAUGGUUGAAAUUCAGCAAUCAGUUGAUAGAUGGAAAAUCAAUAAAAUUUUGAUUACACCUUCAUCACACCUCAUAGCGCUCAAUAAGGCCACACAUGGGAAAGGUAUAUCUGACUUUGGUAAGGUUCUGAAGGUCGGUCCGGACGGUAAACUAUUAGUGGGAGCACCCCGGUAUGGAUAUGGGGAUUUUGGGCAUCAACAGCUCUCAGGAGGCUUAAUCAUCAUCUAA
Lachancea dasiensis is the source of this 2202-nucleotide messenger RNA. NCBI's taxonomy places the organism in Eukaryota, Fungi, Ascomycota, Saccharomycetes, Saccharomycetales, Saccharomycetaceae. The record is from the annotation of a GenBank genome assembly.